Messenger RNA from Sungouiella intermedia, 552 nucleotides. Lineage: Eukaryota; Fungi; Ascomycota; Pichiomycetes; Serinales; Metschnikowiaceae. The record is from the annotation of a GenBank genome assembly.
AUGAAUAUUCGACGUCCUAUUCCAGAACAUAUCGAAUCUCCUUUCCCAAUCUUAUGUUCUUCACAAGUUGUGAGUGGGUUUGGAAGGGGAUCGGCUGAAUUAGGCAUUCCAACGGCAAAUGUUCCAGUGGAUGAUCUACUUAAUGCUUUGGACACAGGUGUCUACUUUGGGUGGUGCAAGCUCUCUCCCGCUAAUACAGACCAACAAAUAGAACCCUCCUUACUCUCAAGAAAGCGCGUUGAUUUCAAUUAUGGUUGUGAGUUGUCUGAGGAAGAUUUGAAUGUUUUGCCUAUUGUAAUGUCAGUUGGAUGGAAUCCCUUUUACAACAAUACGAAAAAGACAGCUGAAGUCCACGUUAUUCAUGAAUUCACCAAGGACUUUUACGGUGCAAACAUCAAGUUGGCCAUUCUCGGGUAUAUUCGACCAGAAUUGGAUUACACAACCAAAGAGGCCCUAAUUGAAGACAUAAAGAAAGACAUCGAAGUAGCAGACUUAACAUUGAAGGAUGGUGAAUACCAGUCAUUCAAGGACAAGUUUGGAUGUGAAAUGUGA